AUGGCACUCAACGCCUACCUUAACAAGCGCGUAUCCGUCCUCACGGUCGACGGCCGCACCAUGGUCGGCACCCUGCACUCAUGCGACGGCAGCAUGAAUCUCGUCCUCCAAGAAGCCAUCGAGCGCAUUAUACGGCCAGUCGAAGAAGAGAUUCCCAGUGAAGAAGUACCGCUGGGGCUCUACAUUAUCCGAGGCGAUAGCGUGGCGGUUGUGGGACGUGUAGAUGAAGAGAUUGAUAGCAAGAUUGACUGGGGAAAGGUGCAUGGAGAGGUGCUGGGUACCACGAAACAUAUCUGA
Messenger RNA from Exserohilum turcica Et28A, 297 nucleotides. RefSeq lists its product as uncharacterized. Gene Ontology annotation, biological process: mRNA splicing, via spliceosome. The transcript is spliced from 2 exons. Lineage: Eukaryota; Fungi; Ascomycota; Dothideomycetes; Pleosporales; Pleosporaceae. Bases 1 to 297 code for a protein of 98 amino acids. Gene Ontology annotation, cellular component: precatalytic spliceosome; U6 snRNP; U4/U6 x U5 tri-snRNP complex. The record is from RefSeq and is a predicted model, not a curated record. Gene Ontology annotation, molecular function: RNA binding.